Cinara cedri is the source of this 6124-nucleotide messenger RNA. Lineage: Eukaryota; Metazoa; Arthropoda; Insecta; Hemiptera; Aphididae. The record is from the annotation of a GenBank genome assembly.
CGUCGGACAGGAUUUUUAUUAUUCCGCCGCGCACCGUGUUAAUACGCGACCGGGCCGACGUGUUUCCGAAAACGGUUCUUAUCAUUUUUCGAACAAAUGGGCCGUUCACCGAUGGCCCAUCGAGUCACGACGGCUCCACGAUAUGGCCCGGAGAUAACGGGUACGUGCGUGUGCGUGUCCGGUGUUCUCCGUUCAGCUGCCGUAGCCCGUAUAAGCGGCUUACGUCACGUCAGAGCGUGACGACGUCGACGGCGGUUUGUUUCGCAGUUUCGUUCGGAGUGCCCAAGUCGGUUUCGCCACUCGCCCGACGUCGCCGCCGAAAGUGUCGUAAUACAACUCGCGGCCGCCGUCGCAGCCGUUUUUCACCGUUGUCGCGCAGACCGCCAGGACGACGAUGCACACGUAGCGAUCAGUAAUAUCGGCCCUUCCCUGUGAUCGAUACGCGUACCCACACCGCCGGAGACGCACGUCGCACAAACGUCGUCGUCUCUGCCCCGACCACACGGCCCCACCUCCGUGCAAGGUAACUGUCGGUGUCGACAAAUUCUCUUUUAACCGUCGUUUAUUUCCAUAUCCUGUCGUUUCGUCAUUGGCUCACACGCUAAAUAUACUUGUAUAAUGCACACACACACACACACACACCUACAUUAAUAUAUAUAUAUAUAUAUAUGUUAUGUAAAGUGUAAAGUUUAAAUUUGGGUUUUUAAAAAAAAAAAAAUUUUCUCUUUUUUUUAAACAUGUACAAAAGAUGCGACACAAGAACAGAGGAGGAGGAACAUCCUCGGCUUCAAUCCACAACAAUUCGCUAGUGGAUCGUUCACAGACCGAAUCGAAAUCCAAGGCAAAACCCAAGAAAAACGAUAAAGUAAGCCCCGGUUUUAUAAUGCAUGAACAAUUCAUCUGAUGUCUGCACGAUUUGACAUUUUUUUUUCUUUAUUGCCCCGUUUAUUGCCUAACAAUAGUGUUGUUAUCAUUGUAUAUUACUAAAUUAGUUAUGUAACAAUACUUAACAGUUAUUACUAUCUUUGUUAAAUAUUUAUCAUGAAUGUUUCCUAAUAUUUUAUACCUGUCUAAUAUAAACAAUUUUUCGCUUUUGUUUUAAAAAAAAACAAUUAAUUGUAAACCACUGUUGCUGACAAUAAAAUCCUCCUAUUUUUUUCCUAGGAGGUAGGUACACUAUCAAAUUUUUAAGCACUGGUAUUUUUUAGGUUUAAUGAUAAUUAUCAGUUCUAUGGUAUAUUCACUAUGGAUUGGUAUAGUCCAUAGGUCUAUGGGUAAUUGAAUACCCUUUUUAACCCUAAAAUUAUAAAAUAAUCUUUAUCAUUUCAGAUUACAUCAUCUGAUAAAUAAAAGUUUGAAAAAAAGCAAUUUAUAUUAGAUAUAGCAUCAAGUAUUUGAGAUAAGGAAUACAAGUAAUAUUAUUUAGAAGUGUUUAUUGUAAAUGUUUAAAAAUACACCAAAAUAACUAAUUCUUGGAAAAAAAAAAUUGAUUUUUAUUAAUAAAAGUCUAAAUAUUAUAAUACCAUUACCUACCAUAGUGUCUUCAUAUUUAAUAUUGCAUGAAAAAAGUUAUAAGUAUGUUUAUUUUAAAAUAAAUAUACAAUACAUAAAUUGCUGUAGUGUAAUAUUAUGUUAUCAAUUAUGUUUUGAGCUAUACCUACAUAAUUAAUUUGUAUGAUCUAUGACUCAUUUAAUUAGAUACCUAAUAAGUAAUAAUCAGUUCUAAAUAAAAUACAAUUUUAUUAAUUAAAACUUUGAUUUUGUAUUCAUAUUUGACUAUAUUUUCAUGGUUACAUAUUCAUUUUUCAAAAAUUGUUAUUAUUUUUUUAAAUUGUGUUUAUGUAUUGAUAUGCUGUUGACUUGAGUUUGAAAAGUAAUGCUUAUACCUAACAUGUUUUUUAGGUAUUACAAAACGGACAGAGUAAAUCUAAAUUCAAACCAUUUAAAAAACCAACAACUAUGGAUACCCACUCUAUUGUAAUAUGGAAACAUCCCAUACUAACAUUAGAUUAUUUCUGUAAAGAAUUAGUGUAUUUCUCCAAGUCGUUUGUAAAAAGGUAAGUUAUGAACCGGUUACUCUGCUGCAUUAUUACAUUUUUCAAUAUGAAUUUGUAUUAUUUAAGUUUAUUCCAACUACUUGUAGUUAAAACUAUCUUAUUGUUGCAAAUUUAUUAAUUUUUCAUUACAUUUCUAAAAUUGAUAAGCAAAGCAUAUAAUUAAAAUUAUACAAUAUUUUAUAAUAAAGUAAAACACAAUUUUUAAUAUGGUUAAUACUAAAUAAAAAAAAAUAUAAAAUAAUAUUUUAUUUUUAUAUAUUUAAUAUAAUGUUAUUGUUAUAGUUUUAAACCUUGAAUUUAUAUACGAUUUAUUUAAAUGAAUAUAUAACACGUAUUGGUAGUGGUGUCGCAUAAUUAUGCCAUGGUUUUAAUAAGUAAUGAAUAAUAAAUGCAAAAAGUCUACAUUAGUUUAUUGGGUAUAUUUGAAUACUUUGUAAACUAAAUUGUUGCUUUAGUAACCUCUAGUUUAAACAAUUUGAGCAUAUUUCAGCAUUUUAUCUAUAUCAAUAUAUAAUUAUAUAUUGAAAUAGAAUAUAUAUAAUGUUCAAAAUUCAGAAUAUUAAAACAUGUAAAUAAUUGUUGAUAUUAUGAUUAUAAACAUCUGUACCAUAUAUUUUAAAUUAGAUUUGAUCAAAAUUAAUUUAAUACAUUUUUUUUUGUGAUUUUAAAAUAAUAAGUUAUUGAUAAAAAAAAAUAGGCUUAAUUGUAAAAAUUACAAGUUUUCUAAUUUUAGAAAAUAUCAUAGUUUUAAAAUCUAAUAGCUUAAUUAUAAUUAAGUUAUUACUUAAAUAAUAUGUUAAUGUUUGUUUAUACUAGCUUAAAAAUCAAUUUGUGCACAUCAAAUAGCGCCACUACCUAAUAAAUAUCAUAAUUAUUAUUUAAUGAUAAAAACUGAUUUAAUAGCCAUUAAACAAAUAUAAAGAUAGUUAUACAAUGCUGAUGAAAUAUACGUUUUUAUUAUCCCUUUGUAUUGAAUUGAUUUUUUAAUAUAAAAUACAAUUUAUGAGAUUUAAGCUAAAUUAUGUACUUAAGAAAUUAUCUAAAUUUUAUUAUAGUAAAAUAGUAUACUUUAUCAAUAAUUAUUAUAAAUAUUAUAAUAUUUUUGUAUUUUAAUUAUUAUUUAAAUAUUUAUAUGUGUAUUUUUUUUCAGAUUAAUUUGUUAUAAGUUUUAUGUGCUUCUUGCACUUUUAGUUAUUUCUGCUCCAAUUAUUUUAUUGUACAUUGAAGGUCCUCAUUUACCUGUAAGUUAUUUUGCUUAAAGUCAAACAAUGGCAGUUAAUUUUUUUUUUUUAUUAGCUAUUAGUAUGGGCAAAAACAAAAUGUGUAUGGUGUCUGUACUGGUUAGGUCUAGGAAUCCUAUCAUCAGUUGGAUUUGGUACUGGACUUCAUACAUUCCUUCUUUAUUUGGGUCCGCACAUUACCUCAGUGACUUUAGCUGCCUACGAAUGUGGUGGACUUAAUUUCCCCGAACCACCAUACCCAGAACAGUAAGUUUGCUCCUUAUUUUUAAAAAAAUGUAUUUAAUUUUAUAUUACUGUGUUUUAUAUAUGUUUCUUCAGAAUUAUUUGCCCCGAUGAAUUAGAUACUGCUUGGACAACCAGCUUAUGGAACAUUAUGUUAAAAGUACGAGUUGAAGCUAUGAUGUGGGGAGCUGGAACAGCCCUUGGUGAACUUCCACCAUAUUUCAUGGCUAGAGCUGCCAGACUUUCGGGAAGACCACCAGAUGAAGAUAAAGAAGAUUUAAUAGAAUUUGAAGAAUUACUCAAAAAAGAAAAGCAUCCUGAAACAAUGGUAAUUGUUUUAUUGAUUUUUGAUUGCACUGAACUAUUUGAAAUUUAUUAUUUAUUUUUCAGACUUUGGUUGAUCAAUCUAAAUUAUUUGUUGAACGACUUGUUAAAAAAGUUGGUUUCUUUGGAAUUUUAGCAUGUGCAUCUGUAAGUUAUAUUUUGUUAUUUCUAUUUUUAGCCAAAAUGAUUUGCAUUUAAACAAAAUUAAUAUUAUAGAUUCCUAAUCCGCUCUUUGAUCUUGCUGGAAUCACUUGUGGCCACUUUUUAAUUCCAUUUUGGACCUUUUUUGGAGCUACCCUUCUUGGUAAAGCUGCUAUUAAAAUGAGCAUACAGGUGUUAUUUGUUGUGGUGGCUUUUAAUGAAACUCUGAUUGCGAGAGUUCUUGAUGUUGUUGGUAAAGUCCCAGGAAUUGGGGAAAAAAUGCAAGCACCUAUCACAAAGUUUUUAGAAAAUCAAAAACAAAGAUUACACGCUAAAAAGGAUUCUAAGGUAAUUUAUUUAUUUAUAUAUAUAUAUAUAUUUGUUUUAACUAUAUACUUCUAAACAUACUACAUAUUUAUAUAGGGUACAAAUAUUGUUGUAAAAGUGUUUGACUUGUUUGUAUUAUCAAUGGUGGUGUAUUUCAUUGUUUCAUUAAUCAACUCUAUGGCACAAAAUUAUUAUAAGCGAAAUCAUAAGACUUCAAAAAAACGAUCAAGCGACUGACAUACGGUUGUUAACCGUUUGAAAAACUCUAAUCGAAAGUCCAAACGGCAUUGAAAUAAUUAUUACUAUUCAAACUUCUAUCCAAAUAUUUUCAUACUAAAUACAAAUUAUUAUUUCUUGGUACACAAUAAGUUCUUAAUAUUAUGUAUUUAUGAUUACAAAAUAAUACAUAUUACAGGGUUUUUUUUAUUAAUAAUAAUUAUUAUAAAAUGAAAAUUAAACCAAUUUAUGUAGUAUUAUGCUGCUCAAUAACCUAAAUACAAAUUGUAUUUUAUUGUAAAAUGUAAUAAUAAGUAUUAAGAUUUAAUAAUUUAUUAUCACAAAGUAUGUACGAUAAUUUUGAGCAGCUGACAUUUGAUUUGUAUUUUUACUACUAUUGAAAUAGUGAUAUGUGUUAUGUGUGGUGUAUUUUAUAUGAUAUAUAUAUUUUAUUCUACAAAAAAAACAUAAUGUAAAAUAUUUUUAACGUGAAUGUGGAAUCCACAAGUGUUACCAAUAUUUAAUUUUAGGUGUAUUUGUAAACCUACCAUAAGGGAGACUAUUAUACAGAAUUUGGAUGUUAUUAAUAACUUGUUGCAUUUUUAUUAUUAUUAUUGUUCGUUUUUGUUGUUCUAGAAUUAUUAUUAUUUUUAAAAUUAAAUUAAUGUUAUAGCAAAAUAAAAACUUAUACAAUUAUUUGUUGAUGGUCUUCUGAUCAAACAAUAUGGGCGAUUUUUUUGUCAUUUAGAUUUAUUUAUAUUUGUAAUCAAAAAUGCUUGUAGCUAAAUUUUGUAAAAUAUAUUUAUAUACCUAUUCCUUUUUUCCCCCUAUUAGCAAUUUAUUAUUUAAAAAACAUCUUUGAUGUUGUCAGACAAUGAUAGACUUCUUGAGACCUUAAUGAAUAUUUGUGAUUUUAGUAGGUAGUGUAAUAAGUGUAAAAUUUAGGUAUACAAUUUAGUGUUAGAAGACUGUUCCUCUUCUGAAAACUUAUUCAUUCCUGUUAGGAAAAAAAGCAAUAAUAACGGUAAUAAAGAAAUAAUUUAUUUAAUUUUGUUUUUAAUUUAUUAUAGUUUUAUUUUUUCUUUAGUUUAGUUAAAUCAUCACUGUCUAUUAUGAUGAACACAUGUAUUAAUAUGUAUACAUAUUUGUGUGUUACUAUUGUAAAAAAAAAUAAAAACUGGUGUAAUCCCUGUUGGAGAAAUAAAAUUUAGUUAAGAUAAUUUUUGUUCUCAUAAACUUGUGUUUUGCUGAUUUUAUUAUGGUUAUUAGUUAUUAGUAUUCAAAAAAUAAUAGUGUAUUAUAUAACAUACCCAUUACUUACCUAUUGUAUACUAUUAAGAAUUAUGGGGUUACUAUAGUAAAACUCCUCGGAAAUCAGAUAAUAUAGGUAUGCAUAUGUAUAAACAUUGUGUAGAAUAUAUUUUAUUUAUUAUUAUUUUUUUUUUUUUGCAAUAUAUUUAGCAAUGCUUGUUUAUGUGACCAAAUUUGUUUUUAUUGACAGUUAUAAUACUAUGUGUAAACAUGUACAAUUACCUACUGUUUUUGAGUUUCUAUGAUUAAAGGUACAUUGUUUUAGAUUUUAUUAUUGGAUACAAU